AAACAGUAGAGCAGUAACAGGGAUUCUGAAACUAAGGCAUGGAGAUAGUUGAUGUCUGUCCCAUGAACAGGGUAUCCCAGUGGCCCUGACGAGAUGGGAGAAUGUUACAGCAAGAAAUCUGUGGCCCCAGGGUACGAAACCCCAGGGAGAAGCAGCACCACAUCUGCAAGUUCAGAGUGAAAUACACAACAAAGACACAGGACACUGAAAGAGUCCCUGGAAACUGGACAGAUGGCGUUUACUUUGGCACAACUUGAGGCCUUGGAGAUUUGCCUGAAGGAAGCAGAAGAAAAGGCUAAAACCUUAUCUGAACAGCUUGCAGCCUCUGAAGGAACAAAAUCAAAACUGCUUGAGCAAGUUUCCUGGCUGGAGGAAAAACUACGGGCUCUGGAUCAUAAGGAAGACAGUGGUGAGCCAUAUGAAAAAAUGGUUCUUGCAAAAGACCAGUGCAUUGAGAAAUUACAAGCUGAAGUGAAAGCUUCCCAGGAGCAACUUACAGCCCAUAAACUAAAGCACAAAAGGAAACUGAAAAUGCUGCAAACUGAUUUGGCAACAGCUAAGCAAGAGGCUGCCAUCACAGUCCUGGAACUGAAUGAGAAGAUAAAGACUCUGUGUGAAGGAAAGCCAGCCCCUAGAGUUUUGGAGCAGUGGAGACAGCCCCCAAGUGACAGAGUAAACAUCAUAGGAACUUAUUACAUCAAAAGAAAAGAAGACAACCCUCGGGUAGAGUCCUGUGGCGGUCUCCCGCCUGUGGAAGAAGGUGAUCAAAAAAUUAACCUGAUUAUGGAGUUGUCAAUGCAGGUUUCCCUUCAGACUGAAAAGAUCACCCAGCUGGAAGAAGUUUUAGAGGAGAAGGAAAGGAAGAUUCAGCAGCUGGAAGCUGAGCGGGGAUCCCAUCCUUUCCAAGAAGUUGACGAGUCUCCACAAUGUUUACAAGAAGCCCCAAUUUUCUUUAACAAUAAUGUCACCCCUGUGGUCUCUCAUGAGGAUAUGUAAGGAUUCCCAAUAAGAAAAUAAUAAAUGUUUAUUAAGGGUCA
Messenger RNA from Neofelis nebulosa (Clouded leopard), 1037 nucleotides. RefSeq names its product coiled-coil domain containing 192 (gene CCDC192). Bases 232 to 996 code for a protein of 254 amino acids. The record is from RefSeq and is a predicted model, not a curated record. NCBI's taxonomy places the organism in Eukaryota, Metazoa, Chordata, Mammalia, Carnivora, Felidae. The transcript has 8 exons.